AUGUCAGCACAAAAAUAUAAUUUUGCUUUUCUACUAUUAAUUAUUUGUCUUCUUUUUACUCAAUCAGCAGCAAGCGGUUGUGUUUUCAAAGGCAAUUGUAGAACUGAUGACAUUUGCAAAUAUGUAUGCAGAGGCCAUGGAUUAGAUCCAAUAUUUCAAUUGUGUGUUCCUUAUUCUUCAAAAGGAGGCAAAUGUUGUUGUUUACAUUAUGAUGGGGCACCAUCAUCAAGUGAAGAUAUAUAG
Molecule: messenger RNA, 243 nt
Organism: Camelina sativa (false flax)
Lineage: Eukaryota; Viridiplantae; Streptophyta; Magnoliopsida; Brassicales; Brassicaceae
Product: defensin-like protein 276
Source: RefSeq, a predicted model, not a curated record